GGAGGUGCUUCACUCUGAUCUCUGACUCCAGACCGGUAACAUGUCCUCAGGCUGGUCCGCCAACGACCACAAGAGCUACACCAACCAGCCCUCCGCCGGGGUGAAGCGGCCGCGCGCGGACUCCGGGAACAGGGUGACGGUGGUGCUCGGAGCUCAGUGGGGGGAUGAGGGGAAGGGGAAGGUGGUGGACCUGCUGGCCACGGAGUCUGACAUCGUCUGCAGGUGUCAGGGGGGAAACAAUGCUGGCCACACUGUGGUGGUUGAAGGGACAGAAUACGACUUCCAUCUCCUUCCUAGUGGCAUCAUCAAUACCAAAUGCAUAUCACUAAUUGGAAAUGGAGUAGUCAUUCACCUCCCAGGCCUGUUUGAGGAGAUUGACAAAAAUGAAAAAAAAGGCUUGAAAGGCUGGGAUAAAAGACUUGUCAUCUCUGACAGAGCUCACAUAGUGUUUGAUUUUCACCAAGCCGUGGAUGGAGUGCAAGAAGUCCAGAGACAAGCACAGGAGGGCAAGAACAUAGGAACAACCAAGAAAGGUAUUGGACCCACUUAUUCCUGCAAGGCUUCUCGAACUGGACUUCGCGUCUGUGACCUGCUAGCAGAUUUCAAAGAGUUUUCUCUCAGGUUUAAAAACCUUGCACAGCAGUACCAAUCAAUGUACCCAGCACUAAAAGUGGAUGUUGAAGGGGAGCUGAAAAAACUCAAGGAUUAUGCAGAGAGAAUAAGACCCAUGGUGAGGGAUGGUGUAUAUUUUAUGUAUGAUGCGAUACAUGGACCUCCAAAGAAAAUCCUUGUAGAAGGGGCAAACGCAGCUCUCCUAGACAUCGACUUUGGAACCUAUCCGUUUGUGACAUCAUCCAACUGCACGGUUGGUGGGGUGUGCACCGGUCUUGGCAUCCCCCCAGCAAAUAUUGGAGAUGUGUACGGAGUGUCGAAAGCCUACACCACGCGAGUGGGCAUUGGGGCCUUCCCAACAGAACAGCUCAAUGCUGUAGGGGAACUGCUGCAGACACGAGGUCAUGAAGUGGGCGUUACCACGGGCAGAAAGAGACGCUGUGGUUGGCUAGACUUGGUCAUCCUGAGAUACGCACACAUGAUCAAUGGAUUCACAGCGAUUGCUUUAACUAAACUGGACAUUCUUGAUGUACUUGAUGAGAUUAAAGUAGGUGUCGCCUACAAACUCGGAGGAAAAAGAAUUCCCCAUUUCCCAGCGAACAUGGAGGUCCUGCAGAAGGUGGAGGUGGAAUACGAGACUUUUCCUGGCUGGAAGGCCGAUACCUCAGCAGCAAGGAAAUGGAAUGAUUUGCCUCCCAAAGCGCAGAAUUACAUCCGCUUUGUGGAGAACAACAUAGGUGUUCCAAUUAAGUGGGUGGGAGUUGGAAAAUCCAGAGAAUGCAUGAUACAAAUGUUCUAGAGCAUCUGCCUCGGCUGACAUCUGGAACAUCAUGAGCAUCAUGAACGUCUACCAAUAACAUGUGUCUCCUCUCAGGAACGUCCCUGGCUAUCUCACUAACGUCACAGCAGAUGGACUGGCUUUAAUAAAUGCUGUGUUGAGACAUGAAUAUGAACUUGUGAAUAAAUGCAUCAGAACAGUGGGAUUUAUUUUUUCUUUCAGUAGCUGGCAUUAAUUGACUGAUAAACGCUGAAAUACGAGCUUUCACUUGAUAAAAAGAAGACUUCUCCUGAAGGCUUUCUCUCUAAUGGAGAUUAUGUUCAGGCAUUAUUUUAUUCAGAUAUUGUGCAAUUUUUUCCUCCUGGAUCAAAGUGAAAGCUGUUUAAAUAUGUUAUGGUUGUGUGUGUGUGAUAGCGUGUGAAAGGCUAUGUUGACAUUACAAGCCACAUUGCUCUUAUCUGAUUUUUUUGCUCAAAUCUGUUCCUGAAACGUCUCACAUGCUGCACAUUGAUACCUGUAUAAACGCCUCCUUCUUCACCAACAACAAAUAAAAACCCUCAUAUUAGAGAGAGGAGAGACUCGUAGCUUUAUAAAGGGAAAUGGAUGAGUUAGCAGCUCAUAUGUGGAGCAUCUUUUGCUGGAGUGGAGAGUAAACAGCUGCUCUGAAGUUCAUGCUCAGGUCCAGGAGGUGAAAAAAGGACAGGCGGUUUGCUUUUGCUGUUUUUUUUGCAGCUAUAGCUGCACAGCUGCACCAAGAGAUAUAGUGUGGGUACUAGAGAGAAGCACGUAGCGCUAAUGCUAAUGCUAAUAUGUAAAAGCAAAAACACACAUGAAUUUGACAUGAUUUGACCAUUGACAUUCAUGUUGCAUGUCCACAUAUGAAAGUGGCUCAGAUCUGAUUUGAACAGAUCUGAAAACAGCCAUAAAAAAUCAGAUCUGAGCCACAUAAUGUGAACGUAGCCUAAGUAAGCUCUGUGCUGAAGAUCAAGAUGCAGUACACCUGCAGAAUGUCCACUACUUUGAAAUCUUUGACAUUUGUUAUAUUUAAACAGUUGUUAAAAAUUUUGCAUGGUUAUAUAUUUGACACCACAUGUUUAUUUCAAUUUGUAUUUCAUAUAAAGUUCUAGUUAAACCUUUUAACAUUUUGUUAAGUGUUAUAUUGUUAUUUUAGCGCUGAUGAUUGUGAAUUCUGUCUGCGACCUGCAUUUACUCCAGCGAUCUCAGGAUUACAUAUAUUUCCCUUUGAGUGCUGCUGCAUGUAAUGAUUGUCAACAGAACAUCAUAUGAGAUUAUUUAUCCAGUUUUUCUUCUUUGAUUUUGCUGAUGUUGUUUACUCCUGAAUAAACGUUUCUCACAG
Molecule: messenger RNA, 2747 nt
Organism: Astyanax mexicanus (Mexican tetra)
Lineage: Eukaryota; Metazoa; Chordata; Actinopteri; Characiformes; Acestrorhamphidae
Gene: adss1
Product: adenylosuccinate synthase 1
Exons: 13
Coding region: 41-1411 (456 amino acids)
Biological process (GO): IMP metabolic process; 'de novo' AMP biosynthetic process
Cellular component (GO): cytoplasm
Molecular function (GO): GTP binding; adenylosuccinate synthase activity
Source: RefSeq, a predicted model, not a curated record